Caenorhabditis remanei is the source of this 375-nucleotide messenger RNA. RefSeq lists its product as uncharacterized. The record is from RefSeq and is a predicted model, not a curated record. Gene Ontology annotation, molecular function: structural constituent of ribosome. Gene Ontology annotation, biological process: cytoplasmic translation; ribosomal large subunit biogenesis. The transcript is spliced from 4 exons. Lineage: Eukaryota; Metazoa; Nematoda; Chromadorea; Rhabditida; Rhabditidae. Gene Ontology annotation, cellular component: ribosome; cytosolic large ribosomal subunit. Bases 1 to 375 code for a protein of 124 amino acids.
AUGGCGGAGACUGCUGCUGCUAGAAGACCAUCUGCCCCAUCAUCUGGACGUCUUUACGUCAAAGCCAUCUUCACCGGGUUCAAGAGAGGACUCCGUACCCAGUCCGAGCACACCUCUUUGUUGAAGCUCGAGGGAGUUUUCAACAAGGACGAUGCUGCCUUCUACACCGGAAAGCGCGUUGUCUAUCUCUACAAGGCCCACAACAAGACCUUGAAAACCGGACACACCGUCGCCACCCGUACUCGUGCUAUCUGGGGAAAGAUCACCCGCCCACACGGAAACGCCGGAGCCGUCAGAGCUAAGUUCCACCACAACAUCCCACCAACCGCUCUUGGAAAGAGAAUCCGCGUGCUUCUCUACCCAUCCAACAUCUAA